GUUGGGUAUACUCCUGAAUGUGUCUGUAAGAGUGUGUGUCAGUGUGUGCAUUCAAAGGGAGUGUGUUGUGGAGUUGCGAGUUUAUAGUAGAUAGCUAUAGGGAGAGGAGAGACAGCCUGACUAAAAAGACACCGGGGAAAGGCAUCAGCUAGAAAAAGUAUCGUGGCGGUGGGAGAGGGUGACACGGGCCCUCGAUUCAGUCUGUCUUUGCCCACCAGAGACUCUGUACCGUUUUGUCCUGGAUCUGAUCCAACACAAUAAUCCCAGCAUCGGGGUUUUACAAUUUUAUUUUGUGAAAAUCAAGUUAUUCAAAAUACCAAUCACAACAAUAACAACAACAACAACAGCUCAUGACUAAUUGAGUCAACAGUAAGAGUGAGAACCGUCGGGUGAUUAAAACCGAAAAUUCAACUGUACAUAUUUACAAUGAAUUGAUUAGGGCCUAAUGAUAAUGUCACUUGACUGAAUACAGUACACAUAUAUGUAUAUAUGUAUAUAUAAAUAUAUUAUAUAUACAUAUAUAGAUGUAUUAUAUGUAUAUAAUAAUUGAAAGUGUGGAAGCCAAGUUGAGAUAGCAGCAAAAGCAGCAGCAGCAGCGACAACAAUAACAGCGAAGGCAGAAGCAGGACCAGGAGGAAGAGCAAGAGCAGGUUGAAGGUUUAAUUUGUUAAGUGAAAAAAUUAAGGAGCGUGGAGGAAGUUAAGGGCGCGGGUUACGCGGGUGCAACGUUCGGGUACGCUAGUCGGCAGGCCGGCUCUGGGGUGCCGGGUCCGGGGGGUGUGAUGAGCUGCUCCGAGGUGAUGUAUCAAUAUUAUCCUUACCUCUAUCAGAGGCCACCGCCACCCCCGCACCCGAGUCAUCCCCAUGCGGCGCCGCAUCCUCAUCCACACGCAAAUCCACACACUGCUCAUCAUAGUCCUGCGAGGCCCGCACCUUUUCAACCAUUUUCCGCUACUGCAACUGCUCAUCAGUAUGAUAGGAUAAAUGUCCAUCAGAGAUCGUUAGAAGCAGCAGCAGGACUGGAAUUAUGUGCAGCAGCAGCAGUAGCAAGUGGUAGUGUACCUCAAGGUCAGCCAAGUAGUGCAGGAUCAGUAGGAUCAGCACCAAGUCCAGCAUCACCACGACCUACACCUCAAUCGAGACAACAAUCGUUAGCAGCGGCAUCACAGCCAUCGAGAACUUUAGAUGAUGACCGAUCUACGGAUGGCCCAGGAACGACAGCCGAUGAUUCAGAUGAUGGUGAAAGCAGAGCGCAGUAUGUUAAUGCUAAUUGCGUUGUCUUUACACAUUACCGCGGUGAUGCUGCAUCCGAAGUUGAAGAACACUUUCAAAGAGCUUUAGCCCAUGACAAAGUUAAAGAAAAUAUUCCAAUGUCGACGAGGAAUUUCCCACCGUCUUUCUGGAAUAGUCAGCAUCCGGGUGACGUGUACGAAUACCCAACGGAUCCUUGGCAUCCUCAUUAUCCUCAGUAUCACCACAGAGCCGUCCAUGAGUAUCAUCAUCACAAUAUGGCGGCAGCCGCAAGCUACGGAGGGUUGUUACUCGGGGGUGCAAGAAGUCUAGGCCAUCAUACGUCACAUCAUGCGGCUCAUCACGCACACGCAGCAGCAGCUUCAUACAAAGACUGGACGUCUGCGACGCCUUCGCAAUCCCUCGUAGACGCAUCCUCAGCACCCCCCUAUCAUGGCCCUUACGCGCCCCUAUCUGGUGAGUAUUGGACCUAAAUAUCAAACGGUCCUUUUGAUCACAUAUCCGACACACACGUUUAUUGCUUUUCAUAACAAAAAAAACAUCAAAAACAACUACAUAUGUACAUAUUUAAUUAUUAUUAAUAAUGAUUCGGGGUUUUUUUCCAACACCAACCCCA
This is a messenger RNA of Microplitis demolitor, 1867 nucleotides long. RefSeq names its product protein vestigial (gene vg). Gene Ontology annotation, biological process: regulation of transcription by RNA polymerase II. The transcript has 7 exons. NCBI's taxonomy places the organism in Eukaryota, Metazoa, Arthropoda, Insecta, Hymenoptera, Braconidae. Gene Ontology annotation, cellular component: nucleus. The record is from RefSeq and is a predicted model, not a curated record. The coding region runs from base 783 to 1724 and encodes 313 amino acids.